Cydia strobilella is the source of this 618-nucleotide messenger RNA. RefSeq lists its product as uncharacterized. The coding region runs from base 1 to 618 and encodes 205 amino acids. The record is from RefSeq and is a predicted model, not a curated record. The transcript has 2 exons. Lineage: Eukaryota; Metazoa; Arthropoda; Insecta; Lepidoptera; Tortricidae.
AUGAACUAUCUCCGUCUCAAAGCCCAGCUGUUAGAUGGAAGCGCUAGAAUACUGCAAGCAGAACUAGUCAAAGGUCCACCAGGUACACCAUGCGCACAAAAAACUGACCUGGGAUGGAUUCUUUUUGGAGAGAGUGAUAGCACAUCACAAGAAGAUUCUUACCUCGUCAUGCACCAUCAGGUCGAUAUAGAAGACACACUGAAGUCUCUAUGGGAAAUAGAAACAGACACUAAGAGAAAACAUACCAAGGAAGAACAGCUAUGUGAAGAAAUCUAUGAAAAAACAGUCACUCGAAACCAAGAAGGAAGAUACAUUGUGAAGCUGCCAUUUAAGAUUGAGAAUCCAAAGGUACUUGAUGGAAAUACAAAAGAGAUAGCUACAAAGAGGUUCCAGCAACUAGAAAGAAGAUUUAAGCGUUCGCCGAACCUGAAAACAGAAUACAUAAAGGGUAUUAACAAUUACCUUGAAGAAGGACAUCUAGAAGAAGUACCUGAAAAGGAAAAAGAAGAUAAAUCGGUAUACCUACCACACCACGCUGUAAUUCGCGACGACAAAGAAACCACGCGCACGCGCAUUGUUUUCGACGCGUCCUGCAAAGGAUCAAACAACUAUCGAUGA